This is a messenger RNA of Stylonychia lemnae, 561 nucleotides long. The record is from the annotation of a GenBank genome assembly. Lineage: Eukaryota; Ciliophora; Spirotrichea; Sporadotrichida; Oxytrichidae.
AUGCAAAAAUCCCUUAUUGUAGCAUUACUUUUAGCAUUGAAAUUUUUCUCAAUUUCAAAAGCUAAAUUGAGUUUAGCUUCAUUUAGAGUCUCUGAUUUUCCAAGAGUUUCAGAAGACAUUAAAGAAGUUGGCAAGACUGGAGUCCAAUUCAUUAUAGGGUUUGUCGAAGGAUUUGUAGAUGAAGAUGCUGAUAUACUUAUGAAUUGCGAUGCCACUGUUUCAGAUGUUGGAGAAAAUAUUGAAUAGGCAAUUAAGGGCUUCCAAAGAAAAGAUCCAAUAAGUUUAAUUUCCUCAAUCACCAGUUUAAUUACUCUCGCUCUUGAUAUCCCAAAGACAUUCCAAUAAUGCAAGGAAGCAGCUCCACUAAUGGCUGAUGUCAAAGAGAAACUUUCCCACAUCAAGAACCCAGGACACAUAGCUCAGUAAUUAGCUUAGUUGGCAAUAGUCCAUAACAAAUAAUUCCUUGCUGAUAUAAUAAAUCCAUUCAAGCAAUUCUAACUUGGAAAUCCUAAGGAAGCUGGUCGUGCCUUUGGUAAGCUUCUUGCUCGUAUUCUUGGUUGA